Brassica oleracea var. oleracea is the source of this 1401-nucleotide messenger RNA. RefSeq lists its product as uncharacterized. Bases 1 to 1401 code for a protein of 466 amino acids. Lineage: Eukaryota; Viridiplantae; Streptophyta; Magnoliopsida; Brassicales; Brassicaceae. The record is from RefSeq and is a predicted model, not a curated record. The transcript has a single exon.
AUGAACUGUUUAUCUCUACUUUUAGAUAAAGCAGCGGAGGAAGGAAAAUUUGGCUACCACUACGCCUGUAGAGACACAAAACUAACUCACCUGUGCUUUGCUGAUGACCUUCUGAUCUUCUGUGAUGGUUCCCUCCAGUCGGUUAAGAAUGUUCUUGAGGUUCUGGAGUCAUUCAAACAGCUCUCCGGUCUCUCUGUCAGCAUUUCAAAAACCUACUUCUUCUCAAGUGGUGUCCAUCAACCUGAAAUCGAUCAGAUAGUUUCUCAUUGUGGUCUAGCUAAAGGGAACCUGCCUAUUUGUUAUCUAGGCGUACCGCUCUGUACCAAGAAACUAUCUAUUGCAAACUGUGAGCCACUAAUCCAACAGGUAAAAAAUAAGAUUAAUAGCUGGACUGCGAAAUCUAUGUCCUUUGCAGGAAGGUUAUUACUUAUUAACACGGUGAUUGCGGACAUUUCUAACUUCUGGUGCUCUACUUUUACUAUCCCUAAGAGCUGUAUAAAAAUCAUAAAUUCACUCUGUGGAGCUUACCUCUGGAAAGGAACUGUAGAAGGGAACCAUUCGGCAAAAGUAUCUUGGGAAACAAUCACCUUGUCAAAAGCAGAAGGAGGGCUCAACGUUAGAAACAUGGUUUGGUGGAAUAAAGCUUGCUCAAUAAAAAUGCUUCGGCUUCUAUUCUUCAGAGGAGGCUCAAUUUGGGUGGCUUGGUUCAUCAAAAACAUCCUCUUAGGAAACCUCAGUAACCUUUGGAACCUAAAAGAAAAAAACUCUCACUCUUCAGCCACAAAGAAGAUUUUAAGGGUUCGAGACUAUGCCUUCAGAUGGAUAAAGAUCAUACCUCGCAAUGGAAGGAACUCGCGGUUCUGGUCAGACAAUUGGAGCCCCUUUGGUAACUUGAGGACGUAUCUUGAUCUCCCCUCCUCAACUAGCCUCGGUAUCAGGGCUUCUGCCACUCUUGAGGACCUAUACCAACAAGACCGCUGGCUAUUGCCUCACCCGCGAUCUGAAACUCAGCUCAAUCUUCACAUUUUCCUCUCAACAAUCUCACUCACUGACGGAACUGAUGAGUAUAUCUGGUCUCCACUAGGCUCUCCACUCUCUACCUAUUCCACAGGAAUGAUCUACAAUGCAAUCAAACAUCAUGAGCCGGCUGUUCCCUGGAGUAAAAUUGUCUGGUCUUCUCGUGGCAUCCCAAGGCACAACUUCUUAACUUGGCUACUGGUCUUGAAUCGAUGCCCUACUAAGGACAGGAUGCUCAACUGGGGACUGCAAACGGACCCUGCUUGUAUGUUGUGUAAUGCCUCUGCUGAAUCGAGGGACCACCUCUUCUUCCAAUUCCCUUACUCGUGGAAUCUUUGGACUGCCUUGGCAGAACGGGCGCACUGGUCGCCCUCGAGGAACUAG